Molecule: messenger RNA, 1215 nt
Organism: Chara braunii
Lineage: Eukaryota; Viridiplantae; Streptophyta; Charophyceae; Charales; Characeae
Source: the annotation of a GenBank genome assembly
CCAUGCAAGACGAUCUUGCUGCCGCUGGCUUUGGAGAGGAGGGUGCCGCACUGGAGAUUGUGCAGAUGUACAAGUGACAGAUGGAGGAGAUCUAUACUACGCUUAUCCAGCAUCGACACAAUCUACCAGCGGAUCUUCUCGACGAGGGUGAGGAGCUGGUCGGUGGUUGGGAGGAGGACCUCUAUGCAGAUCUUCCAUCUCAACAGCUGGGCGUGAUCGAAAAUGAACAAGUGAUGGUGGAAUUGGGUGUUUGUGCUGAAAUGAUGAAGAAAGUAAAGGGAAUCUUCGAUGAACUUAGGGAGGGGUUGUAUGGGGGUGUAAGGUGUGAUGAUGUGGAGAAGUGCUGCUGCGCGGGGCCUGAGGAGGGGCAGGUGCUGCGCACUGCGAUGCAGGAUCGAUCGUGGGAAGUGGAGGUCGUGAUUCGUCGUGGGGGGCUUGAGGAGGGGCGGGGUCCUUGCGGCGAACUGUUGGAGCGUGACAACGACACAAGCACGAUCGGUAGGUAUGAUAACACCGAUUUCAGCACAAAGAGUAAUGACAUCGCCGGCGGUUACAGCUUCAACACCAAUAAGAACAACAAUGACGAUGAUAAUAAGCGUAUCGUUAAUGAUUGCGGUGAUGAUUGUUUCGAAGCAGGAGAUACUGCUUUUUUUUACGCUUUCUUUGACGCUGUCGCUGACGACAACAACAACAACACCACUAUCAACAAAAGCGGUGAGAUCAACAGAAUUCAUGAUAGUGGUGAGGACAACAACGUCGGAGAUGACUUCCUCGAACGCGGUGAUACUGCUUUCGUUGAGGUCGUCGCUGGGAACGGCAAUGACAUUUGCGAUGAUAAUGACAAUAAGCUCAACAACAAUGGUGGCAACUACGUCAUUCAUAUGACCAGGGCUAUCAACAACAAUAAUGUGGUUGGAGACAGCAUAUAUGACAAACGUCAUGAUAAUGCGCAGGCUCUCUCCCGCUCUUUCCACCUUCUCUUUUCGCUUCACUGGUCUUUCGUGAAGCCCGAUCAGGGCUUGGGGUGUGUGGGGUGGGUGAUGGGCAGGUUUGGGAUACAGAAAGAUUGUGUGGCGAAGAGGGAUACUGGAUGGAGGCGAGUAGGGGUGGGAUAGAGCUGUUAGGGAAAAUUGGGCCGCACAGGGCAGUGCGUGAAAACAUCGCUUUCUCGCGGGGUUGCGUGGUGGUAUUUGGGUUUCGUAUGGUCUUUUACUA